This is a messenger RNA of Cydia fagiglandana, 5681 nucleotides long. It is a transcript of the gene rols, whose product is annotated as protein TANC2. Bases 444 to 4622 code for a protein of 1392 amino acids. Gene Ontology annotation, molecular function: protein binding. Lineage: Eukaryota; Metazoa; Arthropoda; Insecta; Lepidoptera; Tortricidae. The transcript is spliced from 16 exons. The record is from RefSeq and is a predicted model, not a curated record.
AAAGGUACUGUGUAAUCAGAUUAGCUCAGUUGCAUGCAGGUCAGUUUGUGCGUUCUGAACAUAGCCGCAUGUCUGCCGUGCCGAGCGUCAGUCAUUCGCGUCGGUUCUUCGUCGCGCUCCGGACGUCAGCGCUCGCGCCGCGGACGGUUAACGUUCCAUUUUCAAAUUCAAAAUUUGACUGAACGAUUUGUGACAGUUGUUCAAAAUAAAACUGACAGUGUUCAAACGUUGCAUAUAGUUUCCAGUGAGUGUACAUUGUGAUGUUUCAUACAUAAUUGGCUGUGCGUGCGUGUAGAGACAAGUGGUUGUGACCUUCGUUGUUAACAAAAAGGAGUACCUAUGUUUUGAAACUUGUAGUGGGAAACCAUGAAUUCGAAAAAGUUGGAGUGUUUCAAUGAUGACGAUUCAGUGGAUGAGAAACUGAGCCUCAGCUUUCUAGGUGCAUGGAGCCUCGCCUCGUAGUUUACUUGGCAGCCAUCAGACAGCUACUAGAAAGCGAGACAGGCGGCACCAACUGUCCCAGCUGUAAUAUGCCUUUCGACAAAGGCAAGAAGAGAAAGCUGAUCGACACCUGCGGACACGAGCGGUGCUACGCCUGCAUGUUCAGAAACGAAGCCUGCCCCAUCUGCGCUAGAAACAGCCAGGGCAGACGCACCAUGGACCGAUACACGCCAUCCCCACAAAGACCUGAAGAUUACAAUCCUACAAGAUUACCUAAGCCUCCUAAACAGCCCACCAAUUUAGUCCAAAGCUGUCCCACGCCACCGCAUACGAGGAGAAGAUUUUUCCUGAGUCCCAAGUCGCUUAGGAGUCCGUUCGCUCAGCGGGCGUCGCGCCACAGCUCCGAAAACCACGUGCCUCUAUCAGGACUACCCGAGGAAGGCCCCAGAAGCGCGGCCUGGCAUAGCCUGGUCUUUAACAAGAUCAGGUCGCUAUGGUCGGCGCACUCCUCAGUGCCGCAGGGGCUCAACCAGCUGACAGAUGACGAAGGUGGCCACAUAAAGCAGGGCUUCGAGUCGCGGCGUCAGAAUGAUCUAUACAUGCGCUUGGGCUUGCUGCUGGGCGAGCGGCGCUCACGCAACAAGGCUCGCGAUAGUUGCACGUCGCUCGCCUCGCUUGAUGCGCACUCGCUAUCGCAUAAUACCAGCCCGGUAUCAACGUUGACCGGUUCAUCAGAGGUAGAAGCGGCGACGCCGCUCGGCCGAGAUUCCCUGGGCUCCCUGGCUUCCAUGUCAUUGUCGGCUGCCAGCAAUUGUUCCUCAUCCAGCCCAGGCAGCAGACGACACUCGGUUAACACACUCCAAAAUGGCAGCAGAUCAGAAGAGCUGACGCGGAUGUCCAGCGGGUUUUUCAAGAACCGAAAAACCGCCGCCCGACGCUCCGCCAGAGUCAGCAGCAAGCAAUCCUCGACCUCCGAGCUGAAGAAGGUCCAUCCUUCGCCUCAGCUGACGCUACGACCCCUGUUCUUCGAAGUGCCUUCGACGGAUAAUCAGGGAUGUUUCUCGGGAAGGCAGUGGCUGAUGAAGGAUAUGGAGAAGGCUUUGGAGUCUAGUUCUUCGGGUAUCCUCAUCGCCGGCGGCCCAGGCACCGGCAAAACUGCCCUCAUCCUCCAACUGGUGCAGUACUCCUGCUUCGGUAGGAAACGAAAUCAUGACUACGAAGAGUUGCGAGAGCAGUCCGACAUCCGAGAGAUCCUGCCAGAAGAGUUGACUGCUGGGAUGUGCACGCAUCUUGCCUCGCAUGUUGUCGCUUAUCAUUUUUGUCAGGCUGAUAACAACAGCACAUGUUUAGUCGGGGAAUUCGUCCACUCCCUUGCAGCACAACUCUGCCAAGCACCAAGACUCCAAGCUUACAGAGAAUACCUACUCAGCGAGCCACAUCUACUAGCCUGUCUUUCAUUGAAGGAGUGCAUAGCAGAUCCGGAUCUCGCGUUCAUGAGGGGCAUCAUAGAACCACUCAUAAUACUAAGGAGGAAUGGAAGCAUAGACAGAUCGAAUAGUAUAAUACUCAUUGAUGGACUUUGUGAAGCCGAAUACCAUAGGCCGGACCAUGGACACACGAUAGCAUCGUUCCUGGCUAAGCAUGUGACGGAAAUGCCUCAGUGGCUCAAGGUUGUAGCCACUGUAAGAACACAAUUCAUAGAAUUAACCAAGCAACUGCCGUAUACAAGAUUAAGUUUAGACGAUUCAGAAAAUGUACAUAAAGAUUUACUUGAAUACUUUAAUAUGAGAGUACAAAAUGCACCAAUAAUAGAAACAAACAUCAAAUGCUCGACAGGAAAGAUGGAAGGUGUUCACAACUCAGUGAUGAAAUUUGCACAGUACGUUUUACAUCUGAGUCAAGGAUCGUUUCUGUUCCUAAAGUUAAUACUAGAUCUCCUCGAAAGAAGCCAUAUUGUUGUCAAGUCAACGAAUUACAAAGUGGUGCCAAUAUCUUUAGCACAGAUAUUUUUACUGCAGUUCAAUUUAAGGUUCCCAACAGUACAGUCAUUCGAAAAGGUCACUCACAUACUGAGCGUAUGCUUAGCUGCUUUAUACCCUCUGACAUUAGUAGAGAUAUACUAUUCAGUAAAUUCGCUGUUGGUUGACAAAUUCCUUCCUUGGGAUGAGUUCUGUCACAGAUUCGACAGUCUCACAGACUUUCUAGUAAAGAGGAUCGACAACACGUACAUGUUCUUCCACCCAUCCUUCAGGGAAUGGCUGAUGCGUCGAGAUGACAAUGAAAGCCCUAAAUUCCUUUGUGAUUUAAGAGCAGGGCACUGCGGAAUCGCAUUCCGAUUGGCUAGAGUACAAGCGCCUUUGGAUCCAGAGAAGUCCAUGGAACUGGGACAUCACAUUCUGAAAGCCCAUAUGUACAGAAAUCUGGGUCCUGCGCAAUUAGGAUUAUGUCCAAGGGACUUGCAAGCGAAUUUGGUUGCAAGCAGUUCCGCCAAUGUUGGUGAAUCCAUCGCGAAUUUAAGGAAUAUUUAUACGCCGAAUGUGAAAGUUUCAAGACUAAUGUUGCUUGCGGGUGGUUCUCCAAAUCAAAUUACGGAUUGUCUUGGAAAUGCUCCUUUGCUUUGCAUGUAUUCCUACCAAGGGAUCUUGGCCAUGGUUGGUCUCUUACUGGAGUUUGGCGCUGACCUUGAGAUGACAAACUCACAGGGAUGUACGGCGCUUUCUUUGGCGUGCCAAAGGGGUCAUACUGAUGUUGCCAGGAGGCUUAUAGCAGCAGGUGCAUCACUAAGCCAUACAGACACAGCCGAACAGACACCUCUAGUGCACGCAGCCAAGAAUGGCCACAGAGACACAGUGAUAUACCUCCUCGGCUGCCAGACGGGGCGAGACGACCGAAACCCACUGGACUUCGACGAUGAUAACAUAGAGCAAGUGGUGCCGGGGUCGAGGCAUGCGCUGAUUGGCGCGGCGCAGAACGGACAUUUGGAUAUUGUGGAGUAUCUGCUUGAUACUGCUGAAUUAAUCCCCGACGGUAUCUGCCCAGUAACCGGCGAGACAGCCCUCACAGCCGCCUGCUCAACCGGCAACGCCGCUAUCGCCGACGCCCUCCUUAUCAGAGGCGCCACUCCCUACUCUUUAAACGCCCGUCAACUAUCACCCCUAGCUUUAGCAGCUAAGAAUGGAAGAACAGCGUUAGUGUUGAGACUGUUGGACUCGGGAGCUGAUGUAAUGGGGUCGGGAGGAAAGAUUCCAUUGAUUCUGGCGGCUGCUGAGGGUCAUGUUGACGUUGUUGAAAUGCUGUUGGAGCAUGGUGCUGACCCUGAUGCAGUAGAUGCUGAUGGAAUUUCCGCACUUGGCUGGUCUUGCCUGCGAUCCAGAAUACCAACUAUGGUGGCAUUAAUUGAUAGAGGAGCUACCAUAGAUCAACCUGACGGCAGUGGCAGAACACCUCUUGGCUUAGCGUGUGGCGGAUCAGCUGAGCUGGUAGAGAUACUCCUGGAGAAGGGAGCCUCGUUGGAAAGGGUGGACCACAGCGGACUGAGGCCUUUGGACCGGGCGAUUGGACAACGGAAUGUUCCUGUCGUCAACUGUUUCCUGAGAAAAGGUGCCAAGCUCGGUCCGACAACGUGGGUUAUGGCUUCAGGAAAACCUGAAUUCAUGCUAAUCCUCCUUAACAAACUCCUCGAAGACGGCAACAUGCUAUACCGCAAGAAUCGUCCCUCGGAGGCGGCCCACCGCUACCAAUAUGCCCUAAAGAAGAUCAACCCCCUCAUCAGCGAUGAAGGCUUGACUACGCCGACUACGCCGGUGCCUCAUGAGCAUGUGUCGGCGUUUGUGCAGUUGAAGACGAAUCUGUUGCUGAAUCUAUCGAGGUGUAAGAGAAAGUUGAAUGAACCAUCAGAGGCCUUGGACCUCGCCGCUCGUGCGUCCGUACUCCGCCCUAACGCCUUCGAAUGUGCCUACGCCAUGGCCCGCGCCAUUCUCGCCCUCAACAAGCCUUCAGAAGCCCUUCCUCACGCCAGACGAGCCCUCCUCUUAGCUCCAUCCACAGACUUACCCACCAUACGAACCCUCAAAGCGCUCCAAUCGGAGAUUUUGUCCAGGAUAAACGCGGGUACUCAUAGUCUGAACGGGGAUAGCCGAUCAGUCAGGAAUUUUGAUACGAUAAGUUUGAAUAUGCCUUAACGCAACCCAGUGGAAAUUAUAUGGCUGUACAAUUUUUUGUUCAUUACUUAUUCGAAAUUUUGUGUCAUUGUGUUGUGUAUUUAUGUUAAGUUGCAAUUUAGAUUUUUCUGUGACAAGUGAAGAAGCAUUAAUGUUCUUUAAUGCAAAGUGUAAUUAUUAUAAUUUGUUCUUUCAAUGCAAGUUUUUAAGUGUGUAUAUUUUAAUCUCUAUUUAGCAAGCAGGUUAUUUUUGAGUUAUAAAUAUGUACAAUGUAGUUUUUUUUUUGUUUUUGCAGUUUGCAUAUGUAUGAAACAUCAUGUGUGCUAUUCGUAGGUAGGUUUUAUUUUAUGUGAAUACAUGACAUAGCUGUGUAAAUAUAUUCUUUCUAAAAUAGUUGAAGCAUUGAGUCCACGUUAUAACAAUUUUGACUUGGAUUAUUUUUUACAAUGGUUGCUUGCCAUUAAAUAUGAAGAUGCUUUAAAUAAUUUGCCUUACUAUUAUUUAAAUAUUUAUAAAGUAUAAUGACAUUUAGUCGUAGAUUCUAUUAUUUCAAAAUAUUUAAUUUAAGUUCAUUCUAUCGCCUUUCCACGUAGUAAGUGUAUACAGUAUACGUCCUUGCAAUCUUUAUUUUAAUUUUAAUUCUUUGUUAUUAUUUUGUUGAUAAAAUGAGUAAAACUCAUUCGCCCAUCUCUUGCUUUAUUUUAAUUUAUUUAAAAAAGUUUAGUUCUUAUGAGAAAAUUCACUAGGGUUGUAAUUAAAGGCGAGAUAAGACAAUUUUCGUGUUUUUCCAUAUGUAUAAAACAAAUAAAAAACUAAGUGUGAUUUAUAAGUAUCCUUUAUUGAUAAGUUUAUUUAUGUGAUGCAUUCAAACAUAUUUAAAUUAUUUGGUAUAUGCAUGUUCUAAAUUAAAUAUACUGGCUAUAUUCGACAUUUAUAGAAAAGACUGACAAUUAUUAUUGGUUCAACUUUAUCAUACAUAUAUUUGUAACUAAAUAUACAUACUUAUAGAAGAUAUUAUAAGUACAAUAGAUACUGUGAGUAUACAUAAUUAUAUUAUUAAAUUUUUCAUAUUGCUUCAAA